AUGGAGUCCAUCUAUUCCUCUAUGAAACUUUUACUUUUAGCAGCGUGGCUUUUAAGUGUUCUGGGUCCCUGCAAAUUUUCAGAAAUUUGCAAGUCAUGUCACCAGAAUGCAAGCUGUCACUCUAAUAUCUGUAGGUGUGAGCAAGGCUUCAUUGGAGAUGGAAUUAAACUUUGCGAAGAUUUCGAUGAGUGCAAAAAUCUCACCGACAUCUGUGGGGACUAUGCAAAUUGCACAAAUACAUUUGGAAGCUUUUAUUGCAUGUGCACAUUGGGAUACAGAUCAACGGGAAGCAAACGGUUUCAGCCAAACGAUGGAACUCACUGUACUGAUAUUGAUGAAUGUAAAGAAGAUCGGAACUGUGGGAACUUCUCCCAAUGUCACAAUACAAACGGCUCCGUCUACUGCACAUGCCAACGAGAUUAUGUAACGACGUCAGGAAAAAUCCGAUUUUAUCCAGCCAGUGGUACAGAAUGUACAGAGGACCCAAAAAAGGACUGUCAUCAGGAUGAUGAAUGUAUUUCCAAGACUGUCAAUGACACUGUUAAAAAUAUCAUUAACCUGCCAGAUCCACAGCGGCAAAUGGAGGAGAUAAAAAAGCAAACAUCAGGUGACCUUGCUCCAGUUGCGAUAAUCUCUUACAUCGAAGCUAUGGCAGUCUCCAUGUCACACUUUGCAAAUGAGUCCCAAAAAGAGAGUGCAAUAAAUGCAACAAUUAAGAAUUUGGCUCAAAGUGUAAAUAAUCUGGUGGAGAGAGACGAAAUGGUGGCAUGGAACAAAAUGAAGGAUGAUGUGAAGGAUUACUGCAUCACUAAGCUACUACACACGGCAGAGCAGGGGGCGAUGGCGCUAUCUAAAGCUUACAAACAUGCUGCAAAGGUGGAAAUCAAAAAAGACAAUGUGGAAAUGAAACUCUACAAAUUUGACCAACAGAGCAAACAGAAGUCAAGCUUCACAGCUUCAAUAGGUGGAGAUUUUAUUUCGCUUAGUCCCAGUUAUAAUAAGAAGGACAAUAAAAAUGGGACCGUCUCUAUGGUAAUCCUGCGCUAUGACAGUGUUGGACCUCUGUUGAAGCCCAGUUCUGAUCCAGGAGUGACAGACUACAGUCGGUAUGCUGAAGGUGGAGAGAUCACAGUAAAUUCUCCUGUAAUUGCUGCUGCCGUAACUCCAGCUACUGUUUUCUCCUUGGACCAUGUGACCUUUACUUUGAGACACAAUGAGCCAAUAGACCCUGAAAUCGAUGAGACAAAAUGUGCAUUCUGGGACUAUUCUGUAACUGAUAUGAGGGGUCACUGGUCCAUAGAAGGCUGUGAGCACAUUCAUGUCAACAAGACCCACACCACCUGCUCCUGCAAUCAUCUGACUCACUUUGCCAUACUCAUGUCCUCUGGCCGUGCCAACCUUGCUGCCCACCACAAUGUACUGAGUCGCAUCACCCAGUUAGGCAUGGUGAUCUCCAUCAUCUGCUUAUUUAUGUGCAUUUUCACCUUCUGGUUCUUCACCGAGAUCCAAAGCACAAGAACAACCAUCCACAAGAACCUGUGCUGCAGCCUUUUCAUGGCUGAGUUCAUUUUUCUGAUUGGGAUCAACAUGUAUGCUCACAAGCUGUUCUGCUCAGUUGUUGCUGGGUUGCUGCAUUACUUCUUCUUGGCUGCGUUUGCAUGGAUGUGUAUCGAAGGCAUUCACCUGUACAUGAUUGUUGUUGGUGUCAUCUACAACAAAGGCUUCCUCCAUCGUAAUUUUUACGUAUUUGGAUAUGGCUGUCCGGCAGUGGUCGUCAUAAUCUCUGUAACGCUGGGCUACAAAUAUUAUGGAACUAAUGAUGCGUGUUGGCUAAGCACUGAGAGAAGUUUCAUUUGGAGUUUCAUUGGACCUGCAUGUUUAAUUAUUUUGGUUAAUUUGUUGGCAUUUGCUGUGAUCAUCUACAAAGUCUAUCGUCAUACGGCUUUGAAGAAACCUGAGAUCAGUCACUAUGAAAAUAUCAGGUCUUGUGCUAGAGGAGCUCUGGCACUGUUGUUCGUUCUUGGAGCUACAUGGACGUUUGGUAUGGUGCACAUCCUCAACGAGACGACCCUUACUGCCUAUCUCUUCACUUUUGCUAAUGCCUUUCAAGGAAUGUUCAUAUUCAUCUUCCUUUGUGUUCUGUCCAGAAAGGUUCAAGAAGAGUACUACCGAUUGUUCAAGAAUGUGCCAUGCUGUUUCGAAUGUCUGAGCUGAGGAAAUCCGACCCUUGGAUGAUUACUGACACAGAGAAAUAUACUAAAAUAUUUUUGUAAAUCAUGCAGAAAGAAAAAGCAAUGUAGCAAACAGGUCUAUAACUAUUUAUAUUUAUACAAAACCAUGAGGUAUUUUACAGUACUGCACUGACAGUUCCAUGUUACAGUUACUCCUAAAAUAUUACAGUUUAUAUUCAUAUUUGCUGACAUUCUAUUGUGUUUUUAUUUACUAAUAAAUAAGUAAACAGAACACACUACAUAAGUUCUACAAAUGUAAAAAUUUAAUUCAUUUAAUAAUAAAAUUUAAUAAGAAUGUAUUCAAAAGUAACAACUUUAAAUUGUAGAAAAAGA
Trichomycterus rosablanca is the source of this 2564-nucleotide messenger RNA. It is a transcript of the gene adgrl4, whose product is annotated as adhesion G protein-coupled receptor L4. Lineage: Eukaryota; Metazoa; Chordata; Actinopteri; Siluriformes; Trichomycteridae. The transcript has 16 exons. Gene Ontology annotation, cellular component: plasma membrane. The record is from RefSeq and is a predicted model, not a curated record. The coding region runs from base 1 to 2214 and encodes 737 amino acids. Gene Ontology annotation, biological process: cell surface receptor signaling pathway; adenylate cyclase-activating G protein-coupled receptor signaling pathway. Gene Ontology annotation, molecular function: G protein-coupled receptor activity; calcium ion binding.